AUGCCAGAAAAAAGCAGACACUGCUGUAUACGGAAACGUUGGAUUGUUUUAUCUAUUGUGCUUGGUCUCGCCGCUGUUGUAGGAUUCUCCUUUGCUAUUUUCAAAGAAGUCUACACGCCCGACCCCCCCUUCUACCAGAGGCGUGGCGGCACCAGACAGAAUACCCUGCUGGACCAGUACCAGAGUUUUUUCCGCGAGGUGCCCCAGGCCGGCCUGACCGUCAACGACGUGGUCAGUGAACCGUACGAGGUGCCGGAGACUGACACGACCGGCAACGAUACCUGCAGCUUACAGUGUGCCAGCCGGCCCUCACUGACGUCAUCGCUGGACGAGCCAAGGGUUGGCAGGUUGGCCGAUUUUGACGUCAAAUCCAAGAGCAGACGUACGUUUCACGGAUGUUGUGAGUCCUACCAGGACUACUCUGCUCCACCUACACUUUACACGCCUUCAAACAAGAGAGUCAAGCUGGUCCAAUUUAAGACCCGGAAGCAGUUUUUUCUCCAGGACGUCUGCAGGCACGUACAGGGCUGUCAGCGCGGCUGUCGCUGUAAGCAGCAGAACAUCACGACGGUGGCCGUGGUGGUGGACGACGACGGCCAAUAUGGCGACUACCCCAGCGAGGAGGAUCAGCUUGUCUACCGUCGUGCCAGACUCGAGUUCGUCACAUACCCGGGCUGGUGCAAGUGUUUCAAUUCAUCCUAGACGUG
Molecule: messenger RNA, 707 nt
Organism: Physella acuta
Lineage: Eukaryota; Metazoa; Mollusca; Gastropoda; Physidae
Source: RefSeq, a predicted model, not a curated record